This is a messenger RNA of Cloeon dipterum, 1409 nucleotides long. RefSeq names its product phosphotriesterase-related protein. The record is from RefSeq and is a predicted model, not a curated record. Gene Ontology annotation, molecular function: hydrolase activity, acting on ester bonds; zinc ion binding. Gene Ontology annotation, biological process: catabolic process. Lineage: Eukaryota; Metazoa; Arthropoda; Insecta; Ephemeroptera; Baetidae. Bases 138 to 1256 code for a protein of 372 amino acids. The transcript has 6 exons.
UGUCGGGUGGGGAGAUAAUAAAAAGAGAGUUGCUCCGUUGCACUCGUCGCGCAUCUGCGUGAUAAUUCGAGAAGUGAAGAGUAAAGCUGCUCUCCUUCGGCAAACAACACAGAUAAGAAAGCAAUCAUAUAAUAAGCAUGUCGACCGGCAAGAAGUUCACCGUCCAAACAGUUUUGGGGCAGGUGAAUGUCAAGGACCUGGGUCACACGCUGACCCACGAGCACGUGAGCGCCACCGUGGCCGAAAAGCCUGAAGUUUUUUACAGGCGGGCACCGGAAAAUGUCGCCAAACUGCCCAAUUUCGACGACAAAAGCAUCCACCUGGGAAAUGCCGGACUCGUUCGGCAAUAUCCGUACAGCAACUUCUUUAACAUGGAAUUCCAGAACGACAGUUCGAACCAAGCCGUGUUGGAAGACCUGAAGGUUUUCAAGAGCAGCGGCGGCGGCACAAUCGUGGAAAACACCUGUCACGGCAUCGGCAGGAACUCCGCCUUCAUGGUGAAAGCCAGCAAGGAAACUGGAGUCAACAUCGUUGCAGGAACAGGCUUCUACGUGCAGUUGGCCUUUGGAAGCGACUCGAUUUUGAGCAGUUCCGUCGAGCAGCUGGCCAGCAUCAUGAGAGACGAGUUGACUGUCGGCGUUCCUGAAGCACCAGACGUCAAAUGCGGGGUCAUCGCGGAAAUCGGCAGCGUUUGGCCCAUAACAUCUUUCGAAAAGAGGGCGAUCGAGGCUGCAGCCGUGGUGCAAGCGGAGCUGGGGGUUGGAGUUUCGUUCCACCCUGGUCGCGACAGUGGUGCACCAGAGGAAAUCGCGAGGAUUUAUCUGGAGGCAGGCGGCGACCGGCACAAGGGCGUUUUGUCCCACCUCGACCGCACGCUGCACACCAAGGAGGACUUGCUGAGUUUCGCCGACACCGGAUUCUACUGCCAAUUCGACCUGUUCGGCAUGGAGACGUCGCUCUAUCAGCUCAACCAGCAGGUCGACAUGCCGUCCGAUGCCGAACGCGUCAACCGAAUCAAGUGGCUCGUCGAAGAUGGACGCGCAGACAAGAUUACCGUCGCCCAUGACGUACACACCAAGCACAGGCUCAUGAAAUAUGGAGGGCACGGCUACAGCCACAUCCUCCUCAACGUGGUCCCGCAAAUGAGGACCAAGGGGCUGACUGACGAGGUCAUUCAGGGCAUUUUAAUCAAGAACCCGCAGAAAUGGCUCGGCGUUGAUCCCGACUACCAGCCAAGGUCCAUCACGGUGCUUUGAAUAAAAAUAAUUAAAAAAGGUCCUGAAGCGAGAAAAUAUAAAUUACUACUGAAAAUAAAAUGUAUAUGAGUGUAAUUUAAUCAGGAGAUUUUCUUUUGUGACUUUUAAAAAAUUGUAUAAGUAUUUAAUAAAUUUGAGAUAUAUAGUGCAUAA